UGUCUAUAGUCACCCUUCUCUUCCUCUCACAGAGGCUGUCAUGAUGAUAAGACUGGGGUUGCGAUUGGCUGGCGGGGGCCUGUGGGCUUGUCUGCUGAGCUGCUGGGUCCUCCCCUCAGGGGGUGGGGCAGCCACCUACAAGCAGGGCGACCCCGUGACCCUGUAUGUGAACAAGGUUGGCCCCUACCACAACCCCCAGGAGACCUACCAUUACUACACCCUGCCAGUGUGCAGGCCCAAGGAGGUGCGGCACAAGGCGCUCAGCCUGGGCGAGGUGCUGGACGGGGACAGGAUGGCGGAGAGCCUGUACGAGAUCCGCUUCCGGGAGAACGCCGAGCGCAAGGCGCUGUGCGAGCUCACGCUGACGGAGAAGGAGGUGCGCGGGCCGCUGGCGGGGUCCCCCUCGAGACCGUCUCCGUCUUUGAGCAGCUCUGUCGCCGCCUUUGUCUCGUGUACUGGAGUGUCCAGUCAGUCAGUGUGUCUGUAUGAACCCCUCUCUCUCAGGUACAAUGUAGAGGAGGAGGGAGGCUGUGAUGACCUCGAUCAGGGUGACAAUGGCUGGAAAAUCAUCCACACUGAUGUGUUCCGCUUCCCUUCCUGUAAGAGCCUGCUGUGUGCUGUGCUGGGGGUUGGGGCACAGUUUCUCACUCUGGCCACUGGGAUCAUCGUCAUGGCACUGCUGGGAAUGUUCAAUGUGCAUCGCCAUGGCGCCAUCAACUCUGCCGCGAUCGCGCUGUACGCCCUGACCAGCUGCGUGUCGGGAUUUGUCUCCUCGCACUUCUACAGGCAGAUCGAGGGACAGCGCUGGGUCUGGAACAUCAUCCUGACCUCCAGUCUCUUCUCCGGUAACAUGUCCUGUCUCUCUACCGGUCUUCCUCUUUGUCGGUCUUUGUCUUGUCUUUAACAUCCUGACUUCAGCUUCUUCUCCAGGAACAGCACCUGUCUGCCUGCUCGUCAGC
Messenger RNA from Lepisosteus oculatus (spotted gar), 959 nucleotides. NCBI's taxonomy places the organism in Eukaryota, Metazoa, Chordata, Actinopteri, Semionotiformes, Lepisosteidae. The record is from RefSeq and is a predicted model, not a curated record.